AUGUCGGGUCAAGGUAACCAGGAUAGUGCUGCCGUAUCCGGGCGGGCCCAAGGGAACCAGGAGGAGUCCCAGCCAUUUAUAAUACCAAGUAACCCACAGGCUUUGGCGCAGUUUUUCACGGCCUUUCAGGAAUUUUAUAGGCAAAACAGGUCUGCAGGUCAAGUGACACCCACACAAGGGCCAGCAGCGCCAACGACAGUCGGAACAGCAGCAGCGCCUCCAACGGCAGUUGCACCAGUGAUAGCGGCGCCAGUGGCAGCAGCGCCGGCACCAUCGGCACCAAUGGCGUUCUCCCAGGACUGCAUCCCGGACACUCAACCUAAUGAGGUAGUACUCCCAGGUACCUCCGUGUCCACGGUAGCAGUGCUGAGUGCAGCCAAAGAGGCAACAGCCCGGCAAAAGAAGAACACCCGUGCUCAGUCAGCCACCUCAGGCAAGUCGAAGGGAGGCCAGAGGAAUGGCAGGAAGGGCAAGGCUAGUACGCUAGGUUCCAAUGCUGCUAACCCACAGAAGGACCCAUGUGUCCCUAGUCUCUUUCAGAUCCCACCCCCGCAAGCGGCACCAGCCGAGGGCGCAUCAGAAUCCACUUCGCACGAGGAAGCGCAAGGUCUGCAGGCGGUACAGGCGAACAGCAUACCGGAACAAGCUGCGCCGGAGGUCUUCUCUGGGAAGAGGAAGGAGAAGAGGAAACACACAUCGAAGAAGAGUAAGAAGAGUAGGCGGUCGGAAUCGGAGGAUGAUUCAGGUACCUCUUCUUCUUCUGACUCCGAUAGCGAUGUUCCUAGGGAGGAAUUUUGGGGCCAUGGGGAAGACUGUGUGGGUCUUCCUUCAUGGGCCCAUGAAAGGAGGGCCAAUUCCUACCGUAAGUCCUUUAACGGGACCCUUGAAUGGAAGGAUGGCGCACUAGUGCCGGAUGUUAAAACUUCCACUCACCUAUCUACAGAUUUCAUUGUGGGUAACCAUUUAUCUCAGAGAAAGAGGGACAAGAUCCUUAAUGGGGACUUUAUUGAUACGUUCAGAUUGUUGCCUCCUGCUAAGCUGACAGGCAAAGGAGAAAAGAGGCGCAGCCAUGGAAAACGCAGGUACAGAGCACCUAGAGUUGAACGCACUUUUGAAAAUUCGUUGGAUGGGUUCCAGGUGUUUAUGGGUGUGGUCAGCGCGGCUUGUCCGAAACGGGCGAUGCAUUUAGUCGCCUACAUGGCCCAUGUUAGGAGGGCUUGA
Podarcis lilfordi (Lilford's wall lizard) is the source of this 1221-nucleotide messenger RNA. The record is from the annotation of a GenBank genome assembly. NCBI's taxonomy places the organism in Eukaryota, Metazoa, Chordata, Lepidosauria, Squamata, Lacertidae.